This is a messenger RNA of Rotaria socialis, 612 nucleotides long. Lineage: Eukaryota; Metazoa; Rotifera; Eurotatoria; Philodinida; Philodinidae. The record is from the annotation of a GenBank genome assembly.
AUGGGCUGUGUUUCAUCGAAAAAGAAAUUAUCCAAAGCAGAUUUAGAUUUUCUUCAAGACAAUACGGAAUUUACAAAAGAUCAAAUUAUGGAAUGGUAUGAAGGUUUUAUUCUCGAUUGCCCCAAUGGUGAAUUAACAAAGAAAAAAUUCAUUCAAGUCUAUCGUCAAUUUUUUCCCAAUGGACAAGCCGAAGCAUUUUGUACACAUAUAUUUCGUACUUUUGAUGCAGAUAAUUCAGGCAAAAUUGAUUUCAAAGAAUUUCUGAUGGCAAUAAAUAUUACAGCUAAAGGAAAUCCUGAAAAGAAAUUAAAAUGGGCUUUCAAAAUGUAUGACAUUGAUUCAAAUGGAAGUAUUGAUCGACAAGAAAUGCUUAGAAUUAUAGAAUCAAUUUAUGAUUUACUCGGUGCUGGUAUUGCAAAAAAUGCAUCGAACGGUGCACUUGCAGGUCGUGAUCCAAAUGAUACACCAGAAAACCGAACAACGCAAAUAUUUGCCAUUAUGGAUGAAGAUAAAAACGGAGUUAUUACAGAAGAAGAAUUUAUUCGCGGCUGUCUAGCUGAUCGAGUUCUAUAUCAAAUGUUAACGGCCGACACAAGCGAACCUGAUCGAUAA